This is a messenger RNA of Perkinsus marinus ATCC 50983, 594 nucleotides long. RefSeq lists its product as hypothetical. The record is from RefSeq and is a predicted model, not a curated record. The coding region runs from base 1 to 594 and encodes 197 amino acids. Lineage: Eukaryota; Perkinsozoa; Perkinsida; Perkinsidae. The transcript has a single exon.
AUGCACUUCAUCGCUUUGACCGUCGCUGCCUUUUCUGCUGUGGCCCUUCAAGGUUGCAACAAGAACAAUAAGACCACUACUACCACUACUACUACGACCGCUCCGACUAUCACGCCUUCUGUGAUUACCACCGGUGGUCCCACUAAGAAGCCUAUUGUGAGCACUACCGCGGCCCCCACUAGUAACACCACGGUCACUCCUAGAAACACUACGGUCACGCCUAGUACCAAAGUUACCACAACCACUACUACAACUGCGGCUCCCACCAAGCACUCCUGUCUUUCCACUUCAUGCAAGAAUGAGGGCUAUCAAGGAAACUACUGCAUGAACGUCGAGAUGAUUGCUGGGAAACUACACGGUCACUGCUAUAACAACACACAGGUCGCGUGCGUCUGUGACGUGCCACUGCCUGUUACCGCCUCUCCCCCUGAUCCGUCUGUGCCAGCCGUGUCCUGCCUGCACUCCAAGUGCCCUGAUGAUUACUGUAUGAACUCGCGUCCUGGGUUCCCUGGUAACUGCCAUAAGAAGCGGGAGGUUGCAUGCAGCUGCAGUGAUCCUGAUGCUGGUAAGAUCAUCAAAGCCUUGAGAGGAUGA